AUGGUCGCAACGGCCAUCCUCAACGGCCUCGUCGCCGCCCUGGCCAUGGGCUCAACCGUCGCUGCCGCCCCGUCCAAGCCUUCCUCCUCCCGUCGUGACGAAGCUGCUCCCGGCACCACCACCAUCACCUGGAACGGCAACGACUAUGAGGUCGGCUACGACCCGGAGCGCGCCGCUGCCAUCUUUGCCGAUGCCGCCUUCCCUGCGGGUGCCAUCCCUAGGCUGACCGAGGCGGAUCUCGCUGCCAUCGCCUCUGUCACCGGGCUCAAUGCCACCGCGGCUGCCGACUUCUUCGUGGGCACCGAGCCUCAGUCGGACGAUGCCGCCGCUGCCGACAAGCGCGACUGGAGCGAAUCGUGGCACCAGACAAACUCAGACUUCCCCUACCGGGCGCUUGGCCGCAUCACCUGGCAGAACGGAGCAGUCUGCAGUGGUACUCUUGUCGGCUCGCGUCUGGUCCUUACAGCAAGCCACUGCAUCCCCCCCGACAACUCGGCCGUGUCCUUCUCGCCAUGGUACAACUACGGCAACGAUGCAACCUUUGGCACCUACUGGGCAACUCAUUAUCUAUCCUACGGGGGUGGUGAUGGCUCCUUCUGCCAAAUAAAGAACGACUGGGCUCUUAUUGUGAUUAGCGAGCGAGUCGGCCAGCUUCUUGGCUACCUCGGAGCCCGCAACGUGGGUGAUGAUAUGCUGAAUUGGCCCUAUGUGCAUAGCUGUGGAUAUCCCGGCGCCAAGGGCAGCGGGCGUGACAUGUACUGCCACAACAACAUCAGGGUGGACAGCUACGGAGGCUGCGGUGCCGAUGGCCCCGUUCUUUCAAACGCCUUGGUCUAUGGCGGACAGUCCGGCUCGGGGACCUGGACGCCCUUUGGCGGUUCCCCAUACUCUGUCUUUGGCGUCGUCAGCGCCUCGAUCGGGGCCCCGUACGACCAGACCGGCCAUGCUUCUGGCCAGAGCAUCCCGGAGGCGGUCCUCUACAUGCGCAGCGAAUUUCCGUAG
This is a messenger RNA of Microdochium trichocladiopsis, 1002 nucleotides long. RefSeq lists its product as uncharacterized. The coding region runs from base 1 to 1002 and encodes 333 amino acids. The transcript is spliced from 3 exons. Lineage: Eukaryota; Fungi; Ascomycota; Sordariomycetes; Xylariales; Microdochiaceae. Gene Ontology annotation, biological process: proteolysis. Gene Ontology annotation, molecular function: serine-type endopeptidase activity. The record is from RefSeq and is a predicted model, not a curated record.